CCUUAAGGUAUCAGGUAUAAAGACAGUUAAGUUAAAUCCUUAAAACCCAUCGCAGAACUCUUUGAAACCAAAAUCAACUUGAAAAUCAUUUUCACAACAACCACAGAAAUCACAACAUUCGAAUUCCUCAAAAAUCAAAUUUAAGUAUCAUCACAAAAUGGAUAAAGCUUCUUUAGAUGCAUUUGAACUUCAGGAUGUUCUCAAAUGGGUUGAUAGCUUCGUCUUAUCACGUCCGAGUAAGAAAUUAAGUCGAGAUUUCGCUGAUGCUGUUUUAUUGGCUGAAAUUUUGAAGUAUGAAUUUCCAAAAUUAGUUGAGCUGCAUAAUUAUGCUGGAUGUUUUGCGAUUAAAGAAAGAAUGAAGAAUUGGGACACAUUGAAUCAAAAAGUUUUAAGGAAAUUGCAAAUUAACUUGAAGCGCGAGGAAAUGGAAAAAUUAGCAAAGGCUGAGAGUAGCUGUAUUGAGCAACUGCUUUACACCGUCAUGAAUAAAGUCAAUUUAGUCAAAGAGAUGCAGAUGAAGGAACUAGAAAGGAAUGAAAGUUUAUCAAAUGUUGUAACAAUAACAAAGCAAAUCGGCGAUCAUGUUCAGAUUCAGCAAGUCAUUCCAUAUGCAGAUUACGAAGAGCUCGAGUUUAAGCACGAGGAAUUAAAGCAAGAAUUUGAAGAACAAAAGUUGCAUAUUCAUGACUUGGAAGAAGAGAUCAAGGAACUUCGAAAUGCUCUUGAAUCAAAAACUGAAAUAAUUCAAGAUUUAGACUUAAGGCUUGAAGAAUCGCGUAAGAAAUCUCAUUUGUCGAUGAGCUCAAUCCGAAAAUCACUUGCUAAUUUAUUCUGAUUAAAUCGCCAAUAAAAGUCUAUAUUUGAUGUGAAAUGUGAA
Molecule: messenger RNA, 877 nt
Organism: Chironomus riparius
Lineage: Eukaryota; Metazoa; Arthropoda; Insecta; Diptera; Chironomidae
Source: the annotation of a GenBank genome assembly